AUGUCAUCAAUAGCUUCUGGUACAGUUCCAACCACCAAAUCCUCUGCUUGUUUCAGAAGAAUCCAAAAGUCUCCAACCUUUUCAUCUAUGCUUCAUCAUCCAUCUUCUCGUUCAAUGUUAUCAUCGUUAUCUUCUUCCUCAUCACCUGCCUCUGCAAAACUCCUAAACUCUACCAAUGGCUCCUCAAGUUCUUCAUCUCAUGUACCCUUCAGACCCGUUAUGCGCAGCAGCAGAGAAGCUGAUAGAACUGAAGAAGAAAGACUUCGCCAAGUUCACUGGCAAGACGUCACGGUAGAGAUGGUGGUGGAUGCACCAGCUUCCGUGGCUUACAAGUUAUACGCGGACCGUGACUUGUUCCCUAAGUGGAUGCCUUUUUUGUCAGCUGUUGAGGAAGUGGAGGGCAGUCCAGAUUUAUCGCGGUAUUUGGUGAAAUUUGACUCUUUUGGAAAAAAUAUGGAAUAUCAUUUUCUCGCAAAAAAUUUACAGCCAAUCCCGGAUCGAAAGCUGCAUUGGAGGUCUAUUGAAGGUUUUGCAAAUAGAGGCAGUGUUCGAUUUUUUCCUAGAGGCUCUUCCUCGUGCUUAGUAGAGAUCAACUUUUCAUUUGAAGUUCCACAUGCUUUAGCUCCAGUUGCAUUUUUAAUGAAACCGUUUAUGGAGGGGCUUAUUCGUGGAGGAUUGGAACGCUUUGCUGCCUUCGUGAAGACCACUUAA
Messenger RNA from Eruca vesicaria subsp. sativa (arugula), 711 nucleotides. The record is from the annotation of a GenBank genome assembly. NCBI's taxonomy places the organism in Eukaryota, Viridiplantae, Streptophyta, Magnoliopsida, Brassicales, Brassicaceae.